Molecule: messenger RNA, 1092 nt
Organism: Naegleria lovaniensis
Lineage: Eukaryota; Heterolobosea; Eutetramitea; Acrasida; Naegleriidae
Exons: 4
Coding region: 1-1092 (363 amino acids)
Source: RefSeq, a predicted model, not a curated record
AUGAUGACAACGACGACGACAAGUCUUCUUUCAACUCUGAUCAAAGAUUUUAUUUCUCAACAACCAACAUUGGAUUCUUCCCUCACAAAUAAUUCCUCACAAGAUGAAAAUCCCGAUGAACGUACCACUGAAUUAGUUUUUUACAUCAUUGAUGGAUGUUUGACCAUUGUCUUUUUGUUGUGUGCCUUGUUUUAUGUGAUUUUAUUCAUUACAAAGAGAAGUAGUUUGACGAAAAGAUUUUUAAUGGAAAAUAUUGUACCGACCAUGUCGAUUAUCAUGUUGGUGUUUUGUUUGGUGAAAUCGAUUCAUGUGGUGUGUCCCAUAUUUGAAUUAUUGGACAAUAAGAUUGCAACUUUUGUGUUGACAGUGGUACAAUUUGUGACACUUUACAUUACAACAUUUCUAUUAUUUUCCAUCUCAUUAAUUGCACUCUAUUAUGGCAUUAAGCAAUACACUGUGAAUGGAAGUGUUAUUUCUCAGCGAGGAUUAUUUAUUUACAAAAUAUUAUUCACAAUAUUGUUUACUUUUAACGCAAUUUUGUUGAUUGGAUCAUUUGGAUUUUCUAUUGGAGAACAUACUUGGAGGACAUUCUUUAAAGAAGAGGAACAGCAGUCACUGGCAGAUGUUGCGUUUUAUGUCUUUAUAGGAUGCUAUUCGUAUCAAUUUCUUGUGCAAGUCUGUGUGGGCUUGUAUGGAAUUGCAUUCCAUAUUUUUAAUGGAAAAUACAUUCUAUUGGAUGAUUACAUUGCUCGCAAAUGUACUCGCUCAUUUUUGGGAACGUGUGUUGGAGUUUCAUUUUCCAUGAUCAUUUUCAUGGCAACCAUUCUCACAGUUCACACCCUCGAUUUUCAAAAUGUAUUGCGCGAAGCAUUACCAUUCUUUACUUUGGCAGGCGACUCUGUGCUAGCAUUCUUAACAGUGUGUCUUGUACUCGUUUGGGGACCUUUGAAUCCAUCUCUUUCGAGUCUGUAUGCAUCCAUGCAAGGAGCAAUGGAAAGAAGAAGCUUAAUUAAUGAGCAUUCGAAAAGUUCGAUUGGAAGCUCUAACAGCAGUACACUAAAUCUUGCAAGAUCAUCUGUAAAUAGAAUAUAG